GGAUGGAGAUGCGCAGCGCCGCGCACAGAGGGCAGGCGCGUUCACAGAUGUAGCGGAGAGAAACUUCACAGACACGCGCAGUUUGGCACAACUAAUGGAAACCUUUACAGACGAGAUGGAUGAGAAAACACAACUUGUUUCAUUUCCGUUUGUAAUAAAUGUCGCUCGGAUGUAGUUGCGACCGUCGCGUUUCUUCUCAUGGGUUUGUUGUGCGCACCGGGCUUCGCGUUAUAGCGCAGUGAUGUCCGCACAAGGACUGUUGAACAGCGUCUUCUCGUGCUCGCCAUCGGCCUCGAAAACACUCGCAAAGAAGAAGUUGCGUCAAACGCACAGUCUGGAUUCAGCGCUGAUGCGAAGCUGCGGCGCGCCUGGAGAUCACCAGAGGUCCUGCUGGAGCACCAGCUCGACAGGUGGAUUUCAAACCUCAUCCGAAAGCCCGAAACCAACCCCGCGCGUCUCAUCGUCCAGUUUAUCCACGUCUUCAGACGCGUCGUCCUCCACCAAUAUCCACAAUGACUGCAAAAGCAGCAAGCGCAACGCGUCAAAGGACGCGUCGCUCAACAUCUCCGGAUCCAGCAGCAUCUUUUCACCCAGAAAGUGGCUUCAGAGAAAACUGCCACAGUCGGAAAUUUCUUCCCACAGUAAUAAAAGUGAGGGAGAUUUGACCUGGAAGAGAACAUCUGGACCUAAUUUCUAUCUGCAGUCAGUCCCAAUUCAGAGUCUGUCUGAACUGGAGAGAGUUCGACUACAGGAAGUUGCUUUGGUCCGACUGUUAAAAGACUUUGAUUUGGGAUGCCAGAUCACCAUUCCUAAAGAUUGCCACAAGCGUAAGAAAUCACUCCGGAAAAAACUGGAUUCCUUAUCAAAGGAAAAGAAAGACAAAGACGUGGAUCCUCAGGCAUUUGGGGUGCCGCUAUCGCAGGUGAUCUUUAAUGACCGACGUUUAAAACAGCUUCACGAUGGUCAGAGGGGUCCUUCAGGUCGACCGUCUUCACUGUGGCAUCUGGCAGGCUGGAGGUCCAAUAACAAGGAGCUUUCCAGCAGUAACUCCUCCCUCAGCUCCGCCUCCGAGACGCUCAAUGACAACAGCUCACCCGGGACUCCAGAGACGGCCCUGCGCUCACAGAGACGGGGUGGUAUGUCUGUGGACUGCAUCACUGAUCUGGAUGACGGUCAUACGUGUCUUCUGGAGGCUCUUCAGCUGUCCAUGCCCGUAGAGUCACCCAGUGAGAAGAAGACGAGUGAUAAGAAACUGAGUUUAAAUCCCAUCUGUAGACAGGUGCCACGUGUACUGGACAGCUGCUGUCAACAUCUGGAGAAAUACGGUCUGCAGACGGUCGGCAUUUUCCGUGUUGGAAGCUCUAAGAAAAGAGUAAGACAGUUACGUGAGGAGUUUGAUGAAGGUGCAGAUGUUCUUCUGGAUCAACAGCACAGCGUUCAUGAUGUCGCAGCUCUUCUGAAGGAGUUUCUGCGAGAUCUUCCUGAUCCUCUUCUCACCAGAGAGCUUUACUCUUCAUUCAUUAGCUGUGCAUCUCUGAACAGGACGGAGCGUCACGCUGCCAUGCAGUUACUCAUCUGUCUGCUUCCCGCCUGUAACAGCGACACGCUGCAGUGUUUACUUCACUUUCUGUCCAAAGUGACCGAUCACGCCGAAGACUCCCGGGACAGUGACGGACAUGAGGUCAUCGGCAACAAGAUGACAUCACUCAACCUGGCCACCAUAUUUGGUCCGAAUCUCCUUCACAAGCAGAAGAUGUCAGAGAAAGAGUUCAGUCUGCAGAGUUGUGCUCGUGUAGAGGAGAGCACCGCCAUCAUCACCGUCGUGCAACACAUGAUCGACUCGCAUCAAACCUUGUUCAUGAUCUCUGCUGAGCUGCAGAGUGAAGUUUUAUCAAGUUUGUCGGACACAGACGGUGAUGUUGUAAAUUAUCUGCUGAGAAGAAAAACACCACAGAGUGACCAUUCCAGAUCCUCCAGUGGAGAGAUCUCUCCUUACGAAAACAACUCUCCUACUCGUUCAGAGUGGAUGUGCUCAUCCAUCCAAAGCCAUUCAAACCUCCCAAUCCACCUAGAUGUUCUGGCUGGAAACAUCACAGAGAAUUCCUGCAUCCCACCUUCACAGGACGGAAACGGGGAAAUGCUUCAUGAGAACGCCGGUGUCUGGAUAAGACGAAGUGCUGCUCUUCUGUCAGGAGUCCAUGACAGAUUACUCACAGGCUCUGAUGGAAAUCUGUAUAAACGUGUCUCAUCUGUAACAGACUGUGAUGACUACAGCAACACAAAGCAGUCGUGCGCAGACGUCAGACCGUAUAAUAAUCAGACACCUCGCUGUCCAAUCACAUCCAGCUGCCGGACAACACUCAACCAAUCGGACGAAGCGAUUUCUCCUCCAGUUAGCCCUGUGUUCAUAGCCAAACAAGAUCGACUUCCUGUUACCUCCCAGUGUACAACUGUACAGCCCCACCGUGUCACUUCCUGUCAGGAGGCGGAGUCAGAUGUCACCGUGGCAACCAAAAGCUUCCCCGCAGAUGAACGUACAGCCUGGCCAUCAGACCGGUGGUUAAUAUGGCAGCUGUUAUCAUCAGACAGUGUGGAUACUUUACCAGAGACAGUGGUAUAAGAAAUACAAACCUUCAGAAGAUUUGAAGGACUUAUGUGCGUUCACUUCAGUCUGUGAGGAUGAAUUGGCGACGACCCACAGGAAUAAACUGAUUUUAGCAGUCACACAACAGAAACUUCAUUAGUCUGACUUAUUAAACAUUUAAUGAUUCAAACCUUUAUUUUAUUUUAGUGCCUUUAUCAUAACACAAGAGUUUUCUUUCACUGCGGUGAACAGAUCUUCUUCCUCCUCCUCUUCUGUCAGUUUCUUGAAAAGAUCCCCACUUUCAUACCUGUCCUGCUUAAUUUACAGUUAAGACAUAUUAUUUAUUUUUUAUAUUGAGCAUAAACCAAAUAAACCAUCAAGUGUAAACAGAAGUUAUUGUAAUAUAUUUUAUUCUUUAUGUGCCAUGAAUUAAAUCUUUGAAUGUAUGGGUAAAUGCAUUUCAUAUCUGACUUACAGUGAAGUGACAAAAUUCUAGUAAAUGCACCGUGGUUUAUAAAAUAAUUUAAUAAAUACAUCAAAUAUACAUAAUAUAUACAUGCAAUGCUCCAUACCAGAAAAUCAUUUAAACCUAAAUCUUCAUUUUAAAAUAUGGUUUUAUUUUGUCAUUUAAAAUCAGAUUAGCACUCUUCUGGCAGAAAUCAAGUUCUGUUUUAAAUUAAAUAAUUCAGGUUUAAUCCAUUGCAACAUCACAAUUAUUUAUUUAUUCAUGUUAUUUAUUAAAUUAGCCACUUUAGUAUUUUACCACUGUUUGUAAUGUCUAUUAUCUUUGCGUUUGCCCAGAAUUAUAUAUUCAGAAUGUAAGCUAAUACUUUAAUAAUUUAGAGGAAAUGGUUGAUUUAUAUUCAUCUUUAAUCAGUUACUGCUGCUCUUCAUCACCUGUCCAUCCAAAACAACAAGAACUUUACAUACAAACAAAACUGCAUCCAAUCUACUGCACUGAACUGAUUUUGUUUUAUGUUUUUGGGCCAUUUUUGUCUUUUUUAUUAGAUAGAUUAUAUGAUAGGACAGGGACAGGGGUACCGGAUCAGCAAAGGACCUCGAGUUGGAAUUGGACCUCGGGUUGUUGAAAGUGCUUCUGCAUCAUAUGUAUGAGCACUACCAUCAGCUCCAACAAUGAACAGAUUUUUUUUUUACAAACCAUAAGAUAAAUAUGUCUCGUAACAAAUAAGGUACUCAUAUAUAUGAGAUAUACAGUAUGAAAUAAACAGUAAAUGUAAUGCAUUAAUGUUUUGAUAAUAAAUUCUAUUUUUCUUCAGUGAUUUUAGACAUUUACAUUCAUGCAUUUGGCCGAUGCUUUUAUCCAAACCCACUUACAAGGUACACAUUACAUAUUUUUUAUCAACAUAUUUGCUCCUUGGGUUUAAACCCGUGACCUUUUGCGCUGCUAACACAAUGCUCUACUAAAGGAGCACUCGACCUUUGAAGGUGUACAGCACAGAGAAAUAUUACGCUUAUUAUUAUGUUCAUAAUUUUUGUUUGUUUUGUACAUACUGUAUCAUGUAAAAAUCUUGUAACCAUGUGGUACUGUGUAACUUGUGCAGAAAAAAACCAGCAGUUUACUUUUAAAUGAUUCAGUCACAUUACAUGCGAGUUUUUCUUUUGAUGUUAUGCCAUAUUAUUUUGACUACAUGUCAUAACCUUUAAAACCAUUUUUGUUUGUUUGUUGCAUAUUACAAAGUCAUGUGAUUGUGUAUUAUCUUUUUUGCCCAUCAUCACAGAAGUAUCUCAAAUGUUUUGAAACAGAAUAAAUGGGAGCAGAGAAUCAGAA
This is a messenger RNA of Paramisgurnus dabryanus, 4373 nucleotides long. RefSeq names its product rho GTPase-activating protein 6. Lineage: Eukaryota; Metazoa; Chordata; Actinopteri; Cypriniformes; Cobitidae. The record is from RefSeq and is a predicted model, not a curated record. Gene Ontology annotation, biological process: signal transduction.